UACGUGACUAUAAGGGAGGCUUUUCAGCCAAAUUCUUGCAGUCACGUAAAUUUUCCGGGCCACUUGGAGUCAUGUAAAUUUUCCGGGAAAGCCCUUAGAGUCACGUAAAAGCUCCGAGUCCCGUAAUUUUUCUUACAGUCACGUAAAGCUUCGAGUCACGUAAAAUAAGAAAAUAUUUUAUUGAGCGGCUCCAAUUUUUUUACGUGACUGCGAAUUUUACGCGAAUCUAAUUCUUACGUGACUCCAAUUUUUACUUGACUGGAACUUUUUACGUGAAUGUAAGAAAUCGCGCUUUGAUUGCAAGGAUUUUCUAAUCUGCUCCAAUUUUGCACUGGUUGUCUGGAUAAGUAAUUAAGUAUGAUAAGCUUCAUUUAACAUAAUUCUCCGUGUGAUAAUCUAUAUAUCUAUACCGAAGGAGCUCCCCACAGUGUAGCGACCCUAACCCCACCUGUCAAUUUUUCUUUGAAUUAUGAGCCGGAGCAGACGUAUGUGUCAAUUUGUGACGUGGUCAGCGCAUAAGUACUUACCUCCGAUGAAGCCGAUGAGUUGUUCCAUCGAAUCUAGUAGUAAUAAGCUAAAUACAUAUACGGAGCCGACACGACCGGUGGUGGUAGGUGGUAAUAAGUACAUACGUCGGAAGGGUUACUGUGUGAGUAUACUUAUUUCACCAUUCGCCAUUUUACGACAUUUGAGUUAGUGCGUCUCUGUGGACAAUCACAGUACUCAGUACGACCUGGACACGACAACUCUUGAUCCAGUUUUCUGGAAAAGCGUCGUAUUAAUUUUUGAGGUUAUUUCACAAAUAUACGAGAUUUCAAAGAUUUUUAACUAAAUUCGGCAUUAGGCACUCAAUCUCAUCUUCUUGAUGACACACACACACACACACACACAUAUAUAUAUAUAUAUAUAUAUGGAUAUAAUUGUUGGCUGACCGGAGCCCAUGACUGGAGGCCUGACUUUUUUUUAGACUACCUCUACUCUUAACAUUAACAUGCAAAACGUUUAGACUACUUCAUCAUGGAUGAUAAAGUUGAAGAAAACAAUAUUACAGAACCAGUACUAAAAUUGAAACAAGUUUUUCGAACCCAUAAUGAAUUACUGGAAUCUCUUGCUGCAUAUGAAGCAUAUCAUAAACAAAAAUUUGUUACUGGUCGAUCGCAGACAUAUGAAAAAUUGAAUUUAAAAAGUAUAAAAGAUCCUGUCAUUACAUAUCAUAGACUUAUAAAAAAGUGUAAAUAUGGAGAUCAAAGAAAAUCAGAAGCAAGUGGAAAACGCAGUGGAAGAACGUUAAAAAGAAAUUGUGAGAGCUUUAUUAAGUUUGAAGGCAAGGGUGGACGAUUCUACGUUGUUACAGAACUCAAUUUAGAGCACACAAAUCAUGAAGGGUAUGAGGCGUUUUAAAACAAGAACAAGAAGAAGCUAUAUUCUUGCAUGGUUUAAAUUGUAAAACCUCUUUACUACAUGAACAUAUGAUGGACAAAACUAAAAAGCAAAUUAUACCACAAGAUUUGUAUAAUGCUUUCAAUCAGAAUAAAGAUAAAUAUGGAAAUGACAUUGAAGCUGCCAUACAACUGUUAAAAACUAAAUAUGAAGCAAAAGUUGAAAUUCUAGAUGAGAAUUCAGAAUUUCAGGGUAUGUACUUUUCAAUUCCAGAAAUGAGGCAGAUAUGAGUAAAUACCCUGAAGUAGUGUGUGUAGAUUCUACAUACAAGAUUUUCAACUUAAGAUUUUCUCUGAUGCUUUUUGUUAUUGAAGAUGGGGAAGGACGAAGUCAGAUUGUAGGAGUAGGCAUUUUAGUUAGCGAAUCUCGACCUAUAGUAAAAUGGUUGAUGGAAUGCUUCAAAGAGAUAAUUUAGAAGCUGUCCAAAAGACACGUGGUUUUAUCAGUGACAAGGAUCUAACUGAGAGAUCUGUUAUUCGAGAAGUUUUUGAUUGGGCGAGAUUAUUUAUCUGUCAAUUUCACACGUUAAGAAUAUUUGACAGGGAAAUAUGCCCAACAAAAAUGAAAAUCACUAAAGAAGAAAAAGAGAAUGCUUUUCGGUGCUUGGACAGUAUGGUCAAAAGUUCGUGCCAAAUGGAUUAUGACAAUGCUCAUUCAAAAUUCAUUUCGACUGCUCCUAAAGUUAUAAAAGAUUAUUUUAUCAAAAAUUGGCAGGAUAUUACUGACGAAUGGGUAAAAUUUAAGAUUUUCAACUUGAAUUUAAAAAAUUUAACUAAUAACAGGAUUGAAUCUCUAAAUGGAAAGCUAAAAUAUGAGAUUGGGUUAUUCAAUUCAUUGACAGAGUUUAUUAAAAAAAUUUUUAAAUGGACCAAUUAUAGAUUAAAAUGUAAUAGAUUAAAAGAUAUUCAGGAUGUAUUAAGAAUUAAUCCCAAUGACGUUGUAAUCACAGACUUUGAAAAAGCCAAAGUUUUAUACAAGGAGUGCUUAACUCACUAUGCUUAUAAAGUAGUUCUAGAACAGUUUGAAUAUUUUGAAUUCAUGACAUUGCUAAAUUUUGAUGCUGUAUCACAAACAUGUACUGCUAUAUGUCGCAAAGAAGAAAUUUAUAUCACUCCAUAUACAUGCACUUGUUUUGAAAUGACCAGUAUGGGAUUACCAUGUCGUCAUAUUCUAGCUAUACGUUUACCUUUGAAAAUGUCUCUUUUUUGUAAAGACAUCUGUUUGGAGAGAUGGUUAAAAAGUUCAGAAAACAAGCGUCUUUCAAAAAGUUUUGAAUCAUCGCCAAAUCUAAACUCAUCUUUAGUACAAUCAUCAAGACCGAACAUAUCUUUAGUACAAUCAUCAAGACCAAACACAGUUAAGCCCUCGGUAAAAGCUAUUGAGAAAAAAUCGUCAUCAAGUAGUAGAAACCGUAUUGAGAAUGCAAAUGAAAAGGAUACAACUGAAACUGUAAUUAAAAAAGUCAACACUCCAAGUCGGUUAACCAUUGGAGAAAAAAGGCGGAGGUUAAAAGUAAUAAUGGAUGAAUUGAUGGAGGUAAUUACUGAACAAUCAGAUCGAAUGUACCAUUUAAGCUCAGCAACUAUGAAAAAUCUACUAGAACAUUACAAAAACAACAAAGAUGUGAGUAUAGUUACAACAGACAAAUCUUCAAUUGACUGCAUACAAUCAGACUACAAUUUGGAAGAAUCGUUAAAAGAAUUAUCUAUAGAACGGUCAAAUCUAACAUUGGCUAAUAUUAAAAUGCCUACACCUAAUAAAAGAAUAGGAAAGGUGCGAGAAGUCAGGUCAUGUACAGUAGAAACCAAGAAAAAAUGAAUCACAUAAAUUUCGUCUCAACGGAUUAGUGGCGACACGUGCUAGCAAGCACGCAGACAGCUGCUACAGCGAAAUCGAGGAGUUGGUGAUCAGGAUGCGUUUAGUUGACAUGAUCUUCGAGCGCAAUGUACAAGUGUCUUGAGCCUCCUAUGGUCCCGACUUCAGCUACGUGAUCAUUGGUAGUAAGGGUAUCCUCAGUGUCAACACCGAAGUCGUAGUCAAGGUCGACCGCUGCCCAUCGUUGUGAAGAACGACAGUUUCGUUUUUCUUAACUUCGACAAUGGACUUCAAGCUCUCAAAAA
This is a messenger RNA of Nasonia vitripennis (jewel wasp), 3560 nucleotides long. RefSeq lists its product as uncharacterized. Gene Ontology annotation, molecular function: zinc ion binding. The record is from RefSeq and is a predicted model, not a curated record. The transcript is spliced from 7 exons. NCBI's taxonomy places the organism in Eukaryota, Metazoa, Arthropoda, Insecta, Hymenoptera, Pteromalidae. The coding region runs from base 1018 to 1401 and encodes 127 amino acids.